Molecule: messenger RNA, 1198 nt
Organism: Triticum aestivum (bread wheat)
Lineage: Eukaryota; Viridiplantae; Streptophyta; Magnoliopsida; Poales; Poaceae
Product: dehydration-responsive element-binding protein 1H
Exons: 1
Coding region: 111-983 (290 amino acids)
Biological process (GO): regulation of DNA-templated transcription
Molecular function (GO): DNA-binding transcription factor activity; DNA binding
Source: RefSeq, a predicted model, not a curated record
CCACACAAGACACUGAGUUAUCCAUCCACGGUCCAGUAUAAUCCCAAGCUAAAGCCGGCACCGAGCUAGCUAGUCACUCACCGUUCACCGAUCGACCGGCAGCAGCGCAGAUGGACAUGGGCAGCGAGCAAUGGAGCUCCCCGUCGACGUCGGCGUCCUCGCGCGACCAGCACGCGGCGGCGCCGCCGAAGCGCCCCGCGGGGCGCACCAAGUUCAAGGAGACGCGCCACCCGGUGUACCGAGGCGUGCGGCGCCGGGGCGGAGCCGGCCGCUGGGUCUGCGAGGUGCGCGUCCCCGGCAGGCGCGGGUGCAGGCUCUGGCUCGGGACCUACGUCAUCGCCGAGUCCGCCGCGCGCGCGCACGACGCCGCCAUGCUCGCGCUGGGCGGCCGCUCCGCCGCGUGCCUCAACUUCGCGGACUCCGCGUGGCUGCUCGCAGUCGCAGUUCCGUCGGCGCUCGCCGACCUGGCCGACGUCCGGCGCGCGGCGCUCGCCGCCGUCGCGGGCUUCCAGCGCCAGGAGGCCGCCAGCGGCGCCGCGACCGUUCCCGUGGACGAGGUGUUCGACACCUCCAGCGCGGAUGACGCCGGCUCCUGGUCGUGGGCGACGCCGCAGCCCAGUUGUGCGGCUGCGGACGGGGUGUUCGAGGUGCCGGCGGCAGCACUGGCCAGCGACAUGUUCGACUUCGAGUUCGACGUGUCCUGGGUGAUGGACCUGGGCUCGCCGGCGGCGUCGCAGCCUGGCUGUGCGGACAAAGUGUUGGAGGUGCAGGCGGCCGCACUGGGCGGCGGCGACAUGUUCGAGUUCGACUUGGAGCUGGACAUGUCCGGGGAAAUGGACCUGGUGGGCUCCUACUACGCGGAUUUCGCGGAGGGGCUGCUCCUCGAGCCUCCGCAACCGGCCGAUGCCACGGAGGCGCGCUGGCGGAACGGGGACUACUGCGGCGGCGACGGCGGAGGUGACGCCGCGCUCUGGAGUCAGUAGUGAAAGAAAUUGCCCUGGUUUGAGUUUCUCUGUCUAGUGGCCACACGAGCUGACGCGGCGCUCCGUGCCGCCUCCUUCCUAAAUAAGUAGUAAAUCCUAUGGCCAACAGGGCAAAGAUGCACGGUGUGUGUGACAUGCCAUGUUGGCCUUUUGGCAUUGACGUGUCACCCUAGAUAUUUGGGUCCGUGCCACUUAAAUAUUUGUGGAACAGAACA